CUCCAGCGAGCCUGUGGCUGUGUAGUAUAAAAAAUGGCGAAUUCUAGCCACCUAGUACUCGUUGUAGUUACAGUUGGAACGCCAAACAAGGGUGAACUUCUAUCAUAAUUUAUUAGAUCAAUGUCGCUUGCUUUUUUGCUUCUAUCUUUGUCUUUCAGCUUUCGUAAUCCAUCAACAUCAGUCCAUCGUGGAGUAGAAGUCCAAGUCUACUUAUUGCAUCCUACGCGAGUUUGAAAAUUGCCUAGUUCUAGUACGUAAACGUAUAUAAGAAUGUUGACGGCCGAAGCGUUUCGUCCUCUGUAUGAGUCUCGGUCGGAAGAUGUGUGGACCGAUGUCUGUCGCAGGUUGAUCGCCGAGCAUGGACCCGUGGCAGUGGAGCGAUUCAAGCACUAUGUCACCUUACCGAUGAGCAGGUCUAACAUGUCCUCAACGACCGAGCUUGAGAACGAAACAGCGGCCUCGUCUUCUAAGGAAGACAUUUUUGCUGGAGGAGAAAGAUUUGUUUCUGCCGUUGAAGUCAAAGAGGACCUGGAGAAAAAUCAAGAUACGAAGCAAAAAAAAGACGGCUCUGCAGCAGCUGGUGCUGAUCGAAUAAAAGGGGAGGCGCGGACACCUUGUACUACAGAAGACCGUAGUACAAAUAAGCCAGCAAUCGGCGCAACUACAGACGUAGAUGAUGUCCCGAAUCAAGCUACAUCGAAGGUGCCGCUGUCAGGCGGGACGGAGCAAAUCGGGGGUAGUUCAGGGUCGCGUGCGAAAUACAAUUUGUUAGAUCCUGGGGACGCUCCGAGUCAUCUAGCGCCCGAUUUGAAUCAGGGGAAUCUGUUGCUGCAUCUGUGUGUCCUGAGGAACUUUUGCAGCCUCAUACAUACUUUGGUAUGAUCAACUUCUUUCACUUUUACAACAAAUUGAUAGCACAAAGAUUUUGUUAUUGUUUGAUGCUGUCAAAAAAAAACUAGCGGGAUUGCCCUCUAACUAACUUCUUUUCGUCGUAUUGACAUAAUCUUCGCAAAUACUUAUAUAAAAUCGAUUGAAAUUGUCUUGUAGUUGAAGCCCUUCCCCUUCCUAUUUCGUGACUCCACCUCCACCAGUCCAACUCCAAGUCCAUUCUGAAACAAAAAACCUAAUGCAACUCUAAAGGUAUGCGACUACGACUUCGACAUUGAUAUCACUCGGGACUCCGAUCGCAACACCUGUAUGCAUUUAGCGCUCUUUGAGACGCGGAAGAAGGAUAUGGUGGAAAAGCUUGACUUUCUAGGUGCCGACUUGGACCGAAAAAAUGCCUACGGGGUCGACUGCGAACAGGCAUUUCAUUCCUUUAACGAUUAUGACAGAAGCGGUCGUAAGCGAGGAAAUACAUGAACAAGAACAUGCAUCAAUACUUAUAAAUAUAUUAAUAUUUAUUAAACGAGCAGAAACAUAUUUAACGAGCAUAUUAAUAUUUCUAAAGUUCGUACUCCUACUCCAGCAACACUGUUCUCUCCGCUUCGAUGCUUAUUUAAGGAGCAUUCACGACUUCCACUAAAACUAAUGAAGAGCAGCUGGGAGUGAAGUUGGUACGUGUUUCUUGAAAAUUACCAUCACCACCUUCACGUUCACGUUCACGUUCACCCGGUAGAUACCAACUAAUUCAAAUUCUUUCAAACUUUCUACUUGAUGUUCUUGGAUACGACCACACGCAUACCAUAUCCGUAACAACGUUAGCCACAAGCACAAGUAAGUAGGCAUUCCUUCUUUCAUGAGAGCAGUAAAGAGAACAUCAUCUUCCUGGACUUGGAACUGACGAAGGGAUUUUACGAGCGCGAGGAAGAGAUUGGAAUACCUCGAAGGAUCAUCGAGCUUGCCUGCGUGAUCACCGACAAAAACCUGAAGGAACUAGGCAGGGGAUCAUGGGUGGUACUUGAAGACACUUCGUUUUAGUUCAUACUUCAUAGCGCGAUUUAUUUUUAUAUGCUGAAUGAAAGAAAUUGAUUUUGUUUUUGAUGGAAGUACUACUACUACGUUGACGUUGUAGAUGCUGACUUUCCUUUUGGCCAAGGGUGUGGACUACUCGUUAGUUACGUUGAUACUGCACCUGCAGUUGUUGCUACAAGCCUUUUUCAACCCUACAUUCCACUUCGCAGAUUGGCGGAUUCUCGAAGGAAUUUUUAUCGCGGUUGCCUUACUUCCACCAAAAAAAUUUUCGAGAUUCCGAAUGUGGUAGGCAAUUUGAGCCGCUUGUCGAGCCGAAUUCAGGCUACGUCUUUUACGGAAACAAUCUCUUCAGCGACAUGAUAUCCGAAAGAGCUGUUACGACGGCCACUGCCGAAAGAGAGUGUCUCGCUCUUUUGAAGGAAUUCUGUCCGCAAGGGGCGUGCCCACUAAGCGGAAACUCGAUCCAGUGCGAUCGAGAGAUUGUACUACUCCUAGUCCUACUCCUACAUCACCUACACUUACUAGAUUUCUAAGAAGUUGAUGAAUAUGAAACUUCGACAGCCUGUCGUUAUCCUCCUUAGUUCUUUUUGGUUUUUAUUCCACUCGCGCCUACCUGGACCACCUUCCUCUUCCUUUUUUAUAUGACCCAAAAAAAUGAAUUCACAGCUCGCAGAAGAGAUGCCGGAGAUAUACCAGUGGCUAUCGCACCGGAUUUUAGAUGUCUCGACCUUUCUUGGUGUGGCGGAGCGAUGGAUGCCACAUAAAAUUGAGAUGUGGAGGUGGCAUCAGAAACAGGUAGCAAGAAUGUUGGAGGUCAACUUUUGUACUACAUCUUCAGGUUACUCCUGUAUUAUAUUUAUGCCGCUAUUAUAUCGUUAGGGCCACAACGAGAGAUACUAGCUUCCUUGGUGUACCUGUACUAGGUCUAGGCAAGAGAAGCCUUCUAAGAGUAGAAGUUUUGUGAUCAUGUAUAAUGAUAAUCUGAAUCUGAGAAGCACUCAAAAAUGAAUCUCAACAACAGGUUUCCAAUUACAAUCAUCGGGCGUUGGAUGAUACACUGUCGAGUAUUCAGAGCAUGGCGUGGAUUCGAGAAAACCUGCUCUAUCCAAGCGACCACAAAUUAGCUGAGUGGGAGGAGCAAAAACAGCGAUGGCGAGACGAAGAAGAACAUGAAUGGGAGGACGAAGAAGACGCAGAAGGAGACUUCUACCAAGAGUUACAGUUAUGCUUCUGCUUUUCUAAUUUUACUCCUCGAUAACUAUAGAUCUAUUGCGCCCUACCAUCUGGAUUCUAUAGCAAAAGAACUCAUGAUGAUCAGCUUAUGAAUGAAAUACUUCAGCUUUUGCAUCACAAAUGGGAUGCGUAUUAUGAAUCAUUCAAGCUCAACGUUCUAGUUGUGAGCAUGAUGAUACGUCUAACAAAACACGAGAACGGUUUCUACGACCACGAGGGCCACUACGAUGCGGAUCAGCACUCGCCUAGCAAAAUGGGCGAUUAUGCGGCUAGUGUCAGUCAGUAUGGGAACAGCUCCGCGUGGAACGAGGCGUCAAACGCGGACUACAACUGUCACAGAGGCGGACCUGCAGGAGCUUUCAGCGGUGGACCGAGCAGCACACCCCACUGCGAGAGACUUAACGCGGCAACUUCCGGGCCAGCUUCUCGAGCGAACUCGCAGCCCCGAAGCGAUCCUUCCCCUAGCGUAUUGAAGGGCAAGAAGGGGGCUCCACCUAGAACACCGCCACCUGUUGGUCCACAGGGAACGACACGAGGAGGAGGUCCGUACUUCGCUUCUUCAGGAGGUCCCUCUGAAGUAAAUGGGGGGAAAAGCAAUACUAGUGUAUGGCAAAACGGGGGAACUCCGGGGACACAAGGACAAGCAGGAGGCUUUCCCCCCGGUAGCAAGACGACACCUGCAGCCAGUAGUUCGACAUCGGGCAAAGGUUGUGGCAAGUUCCUACAUCCUCGCUCUUUGAGUCGCGGUGACGCUACAAGUGCUAGCCCAUCAAAACGCUCGGUGCAUUCUGCAGGGAUGGCGACGGAAAAUUCGACGAAAAUAGCGACAGCCUAUGACGCCUUUUCGGGGCCUCCCUCACGCGGUGGCUCUAGCACAUUUGUGCCGGGGAGCGCUGGAAGCGGUAGACCGCCGUACUACGCUAACAACUCCUACAUGAUGAAUGGGACGCAACCUCUUGAAUAUUCAACGUCGGCAGGCAGUGGCAUGGGAGGGAAACCCUCUGGGAACGGAGGAAAGAGUCAUCAUCAGCAGUGGUCCUCGCCCAGCAGAAGUCCCGCUGCAUCCCGUGGCCGCCCUCCUAAUGCGGGUGGGGGACCGCCGCGCAAUGUCCUAGAAGGUAAGAAAGGACCGGGCGGGACGGUGUCCGCCUUUUCGUCACCAGGAAAGUCACGUGCGCCUGGGACAUUGCCUGGAAUGGCGCCACAGCUCAAAUCCACGUCACUGGCCCGAUCGCCCACAGGCAGUCGCGGAGGACAGUAUCACCAGCCGUCCAAUCCUGCAAACGGCAUUGCCAGCGGUCCAGACGAGGCAAACAAUGCGGAAGCGGCCGUCGCGGGAGGUGGAACUCUGUUCAACAAGAAGCCGGGGGCUCGAUACUACCCCACCGGUGGGAGUCCGACAAAAGGCGGACCUUCAGGCGAUAAGCCACCCGAGAAAGACAAGCUCGACAACUGGGGCCAGCCAUCGGAUCAGCCUCCGACUAUGACAAGUAGCGCCGCGCCCCUGCGUAGAGGAGACGGCGCAUCAAACCACGCAAAAUGGUAGAGAAGGAGCAAGGGCAAGCGUCCGGCCUCUCCUUUCUUAUAAAUGUAUAGUCAAGGGCUUAUGAUCAAGUUUUUGUAUCAUUAUCCUUGAACUAUUUGGCCAGCACUGGCACUGCCACAUAAUUAUAUCUUAUAUAUGUACCAGGGAGGGAGGCCCCCCCCCCUGUGGAUGGAUCUGGGGUGGACCACGCCAGAGGGGUCCAGCCUUGCCACCUUUGCCAGGUCUGUCGAGGGGCUGCCGGGCGGGAAGGCCUCAAAGCGCCCACUUCUGACCCCUUCCCGCUUCUUGCGUGUACCCUACAGACCUGGCAAAGGUGGCAAAGGCUGGGCCCUCUUGUCGUGUUGCAUGUACCCUACAGACCCGGCAAAGAUGGCAAGGCUGGAGCCCUCUGGCGUGUUGCAGGUACCCGACAGAGCUGGUAGAGGAGGCAAGGCGGGACCCACCUCCUUGGCGUGCUGCGUGUACCCUACAGACCUGGCAAAGAUGGCAAGGCUGGAGCCCUCUGGCGUGUUGCAGGUACCCGACAGAGCUGCCAGAGGAGGCAAGGCGGGACCCACCCCCUUGGCGUGCUGCAUGUACCCGACAGACCUGGCAAAGGUGGCAAGGCUGGACCCCUCUGGCGUGUUGCAUGUGCCCGACCCUACAGACCUGGCAAAGGUGGCAAGGGUGGACCCCUCUGGCGUGUUGCAUGUGCCCAACCCCACAGACCGGGCAAAGGUGGCAAGGGUGGACCCCUCUGGCGUGUUGCAUGUGCCCAACCCCACAGACCGCCCGGGCAAAGGUGGCAAGGGUGGACCCCUCUGGCGUGGUCCACCCCAGAUCCAUCCACAGAGGGGGGGGGGGCUCCCUCCCGGGUACAUAUAUAGAUACUACAACUACACACUCAUCAUAGGCCUCACACAACUUCAGCUUCAAGAACCGCACUCGAGUCUCAGUAUCAACUUUUGCACAUUGUUUGCCCAAAGAAUGAUGUUGCGAAGAAGCCGCGAUACUUUCACAUGAUAAACCUUGUAGAUGAUGACUAUUUUCUUAUCGUUCUUGCAAAGCUUCUGUAUAUACCUACUCAGCUACUUCUCAUGCGGUUGUCAUAUCCGACGUGCUUUGUUUUUGUCGGAUGUGGGGUGUACGCGCCCACUCUUGCUCUUGGAAACAGGGUGCAUCAGUUGCAUCAAACCUAUGAACAAAAACAAUAACAAUUCCUUAUCCUUACAAGAUAUAUCUUCAACAUCGCUACACUAAACUUGUUCUUUCUUGCUAUCUCAAAUCUUGCAUAAGACCAGCGCCAAGAAGGAGGAGCACGCUAAUGAAAUACUUUCACGCAGUCGUGAACGUGCAGUCGAUGUAUCUAUCUUCACAACUGUUGAAUACAGCGUCUGGGCCACAGGGUCGCCCCGGUCGACAGACGGCCACACUCGAUUUUUCAUCGUGUUACACAUUCACCUCUAAGACAAAGGAGAAAUCUAGAGGCGAAAAGACGAGUGCUUGUUAAAUACCAAUUUCUAUAUCUAUUAUGAACUGUCUUACUCCUUCGAAGUACUGAUCUUAGAACGGCCGAGGUCCAUCUUACUAUUAUGAACUGUCUGGUAGUCCCUCUGAGGCUCCGGACGUUCGCCCGAGGAUACAGGUCAAACUGUGGACGGCGAGCCAAC
Amoebophrya sp. A25 is the source of this 6342-nucleotide messenger RNA. The record is from the annotation of a GenBank genome assembly. NCBI's taxonomy places the organism in Eukaryota, Dinophyceae, Syndiniales, Amoebophryaceae.